Molecule: messenger RNA, 2389 nt
Organism: Phragmites australis (common reed)
Lineage: Eukaryota; Viridiplantae; Streptophyta; Magnoliopsida; Poales; Poaceae
Product: glycine--tRNA ligase, mitochondrial 1-like
Exons: 9
Coding region: 158-2065 (635 amino acids)
Biological process (GO): mitochondrial glycyl-tRNA aminoacylation
Cellular component (GO): cytoplasm; mitochondrion
Molecular function (GO): ATP binding; glycine-tRNA ligase activity
Source: RefSeq, a predicted model, not a curated record
CGGGCCCCGCACGUCGGCCUCACUACCCGCCCGCCCCCAUCUCCUGCUCCGCCGCGUCCUCGCCCUCCUCUCCCUCGCGCGCCGCUCGCAAAACCUCACCUCCUCCUCCGCCCUCCCAAAACGCUAGCGCCCCCCCCCCCCCACCGCGACCCAGUCCAUGGCUGCGUUGGCGUCGGCGGGGAAGACGAUGACCCGGGAGGCGUUCCGCGCCGCGGUAACCAACACGCUGGAGCGGCGGCUCUUCUUCGUGCCCUCCUUCAAGAUCUACGGCGGCGUCGCGGGGCUCUACGACUACGGGCCGCCCGGGUGCGCCGUCAAGGCCAACGUCCUCGCCUUCUGGCGCCAGCAUUUUGUAUUGGAGGAGGGGAUGCUUGAGGUUGACUGUCCUUGUGUGACACCAGAAGUUGUCUUGAAAGCCUCUGGUCAUGUGGAGAAAUUUACAGACUUAAUGGUUAAGGAUGAAAAGACAGGCAACUGCUACCGUGCUGAUCACUUGCUCAAGGACUUCUGUAAGGAUAAGCUUGAGAGGGACAACACAUUGACACCAGAGAAGGCGGAAGAAUACAACAGAAUUCUUGCUAUCUUGGAUGAUCUCUCUGCAGAACAAUUGGGUGCUAAGAUUAAGGAGUAUGGGAUUGUUGCUCCUGACACCAAGAACCCAUUGUCAGAUCCAUACCCUUUCAAUCUCAUGUUUCAGACUUCCAUUGGACCGUCAGGUUUGAGCCCAGGGUAUAUGAGGCCAGAGACAGCACAAGGUAUCUUUGUGAACUUCAAAGACUUGUAUUACUACAAUGGCAACAAGCUACCCUUCGCCGCAGCCCAAAUUGGUCAGGCCUUCAGGAAUGAGAUAUCUCCCCGUCAAGGCCUUCUGAGAGUCCGUGAAUUUACUUUAGCGGAAAUUGAGCACUUUGUGGACCCGGAGGACAAAUCCCACCCAAAGUUUGGUGAUGUUUCUGAUCUGGAGUUCUUGAUGUUUCCAAGAGAAGAGCAGCUGACAGGAAGGUCAGCCACAAGACUUAAACUUGGAGAUGCUGUAUCUGAGGGAACUGUGAACAAUGAGACUCUAUGCUACUUUAUUGGAAGGGUCUACCUUUUCUUGACACAACUUGGGAUUGACAAAGAUCGUCUACGCUUCCGACAGCAUCUGCCAAAUGAAAUGGCCCACUAUGCUGCUGAUUGCUGGGAUGCAGAGAUUGAGUGCUCUUAUGGGUGGAUUGAGUGCGUUGGAAUUGCUGAUAGGUCUGCAUAUGACUUGCGUGCUCACUCGGAUAAAAGCGGUGUUCCACUUGAAGCACAUGAAAAGUUUGCAGAACCCAGAGAAGUGGAGAAAUUAGUUAUAACCCCAUCAAAAAAGGAGCUUGGUCUUGCUUUCAAAGGGAACCAAAAGAUGGUUCUCGAAGCAUUGGAAGCCAUGAGUGAGACUGAAGCAUUGGAUAUGAAAGCUGCCUUGGAGUCCAAAGGGGAGGUUGAGUUUAAGGUGUGCACCCUUGGGAAGGAUGUCACCAUAAAGAAAAACAUGGUUUCAAUCAACAUCGAGAAGAAAAAAGAACACCAAAGGAAAUUUACUCCUUCUGUCAUUGAACCAUCCUUUGGGAUUGGGCGCAUUAUAUACUGCCUUUUUGAGCACUGCUUCUACCAAAGGCCUGGCAAGUCAGAUGAUGAGCAGCUAAACGUUUUUGGUUUUCCCCCUCUUGUUGCUCCAAUAAAGUGCACUGUCUUUCCACUGGUCAAGAUUGAGAAAUUUGAUGUUGUUGCCAAGAAAAUUUCAAAGGCCUUGACAGCAGCAGGGAUUUCACACAUUAUCGACAUCACAGGUAAUUCAAUUGGUAAGCGCUACGCAAGGACCGACGAACUCGGUGUCCCCCUGGCAAUCACGGUUGACUCCACUACAAAUGUGACGGUGCGGGAUCGGGACAGCAAGGACCAGAUACGCGUCGAGGUCGACGAGGUGGCCUCGGUGGUGAAGGAAGUGACGGAUGGGCAGAGCACCUGGGCUGACAUCAUGUGGAGGUACCCGGUGCAUACCGCCUCACCUGCGGACGAUGAGGAAGAGGCAGAAUCCUGAAGAGCACAGCCAAAACAAUCUCCAAUGAUCGUUGGUCCUCCUGAGUCUCUGAUACAUGUCUUGUUUAACAGAAUGCGACAAUGCGUUGUCCAUUUGUCGUGUACGGCAACGGUAGCUUGAUUGUUACAAAGUUUUACAGAUAGUUUUUUUUCUUGUGAUACUGGCCUCGUAAAAUCUAAAUUGUACUUCAUCUUCAUGUACACUUUCUUUUGUUUGCCUUAGCUGCAUUGUUUGUUGGUUUUUUGUUAGUAGAAGACAUCUUUGUUUUUCAGAUUGAUACGGUCCAUGUCGAUCAAUAUGAAGUGUGUUGACUGUUGAGCCCUA